Messenger RNA from Rodentolepis nana, 357 nucleotides. The record is from the annotation of a GenBank genome assembly. Lineage: Eukaryota; Metazoa; Platyhelminthes; Cestoda; Cyclophyllidea; Hymenolepididae.
AUGAAAACAACACUGAAAACGUUGAAAUGCAUUUUCAAUUUUAAUCCCGUGGUGAAAGCUGUUUCUGAGGGGCUGAAAUAUGAGCAUUUUAAGGGCAGCCUUACAACAUACUCGAACCUAAUGCUCAUGACACUUGUAAUGUGGUCAACUUUCUGGUGUGAGAUCAUUCCGAAAUUGGUGGAAGAUUUUGACUCUGAUAACAGUGAAACAUUGAAAUUCAAUUUCUCCGGUAUGCCUUAUGAAAAAUACUGUAAGGAAUUUGAUAAAUUUGAUAUGGAGAUUGAAGAUUUGGUGGGAGCGAGUCAAGCGGAGAGAAUGAAGAAUGACGCAUUACGAAUUCUUUACCCAAUGGACUAA